UCCACUCAGUGCAGAUAUUUUAAUCAGAGACGUAUGGGCAGGAAGGCGCCGAACGACACUCUGGUCAAGACUGGGGCCAUAUAAAUUAUAUAUGGAAGACCUCCUGUACCUGACCCCGGGAAAGGAAUUGGAGAGUCAGGUAGCCUACCUCAAAGAACAAUUAUUUGACUGAUGUGCGCCUUUGCAGAUUGAUCACAUAAUUGUUUUCAUAGAUCAUUAAUGCAUAUCUCACAAUGGUUGGGAGGAAGAGUGGUGCGGUCAUUAGACAGCUAUGCAAUGACCGCAGUGUGGCAGGGCAAACAGAGAGGCUUGAAACGGCUGGCCCUUGAUCGUGAUGUGGCUGCAGGAGCAGUCUGUCAUGAAGGACACUGGACACUCAUUAUCAUGUACCUGAAGGAGAUGAGGUCAUUAUACCUUGAUCCGUACUGUGCCACUCAGCAACAGAUUGAGAGGUGUAAACAUGUAACAAGGGCACUGGUUCGCCAGAAGUGUCCUGCUAUCGGGAGGUGGACAUGUGCUACACUGGCCCAUCCUAGACAGCAGGACACAACAUCAUGUGGGGUGUUUGUGUGCAAGCUUGCAGAGCAGAUUUUGCUGGCCCAGCAGAUUGACUAUGCAGUGGACCAGGAGGGUGUGGCCAUGCUAAGGAUGGACAUGGCUAAAGCGCUGCUGGCAAAUACAGAUGACCUAUCCCAGCUGUGUCGGGCUUGUGGGGAGGAAAGCUCCGGGGCUGAGAUGGACGAGUGGAUUGAAUGCACCACCUGCUGUCUGUGGUACCAUUCAGUGUGUUGGACAGCCCUCACCAGAGCAGGACUGGCUUUGCACUGCAUGCGCCACAUGAAUCGGCACUGCGGUUUCUAUUCUACUGCCCCCCUAAGUGACAAUUACUUGAGCAAACACAUUCAAAAUGAACUCAUCUCCCUUGUAGCAAAGUGCACAAUCGAUGCAAUUGUGGAGAAAGUAAAGAAAGCUAAAUAUUAUGCUGUUACCAUGGACUGCACUCCAGACCUCAGUCACAAUGAGCAGCUUUCAGUGGUGCUACGGAUUGUGAAUUGUGAAACCUCAAAAGGUAUCUCCAUUCAUGAGCACUUUGUUGGUUUUCUUCAGGCACUUGACACAACAGGAAAAGGGUUAUGUGAGUCAUUUUUAGGGCACCUAGAAACACUAGGUUUGGACCUCUCCAACUGCCGUGGCCAGUCUUAUGACAACGGCAGUAACAUGCAGGGUAAAAAGCAGGGGGUCCAAAAGAGAGUGUUAGAACUAAACAGCAAGGCUUUGUGUGUUCCCUGUGGAAGCCACACUUUGAAGCUUGUUGUUGGGGAUGCUGCCAAGUCAUCUGUGACAUCCAUCAGCUUCUUUGGUCUGCUACAGCGACUCUACACUCUGUUCAGCUCCUCAGUUCACCGCUGGUCCAUUCUCACAGAGCACGUCAAGAAUUUCACACUGAAGGCAUUGUCAACAACCAGAUGGGAGUCCAGGGUUGAAGCUAUCAAAGCUGUUCGCUACCAGCUUCCUGAAAUUGUGGAGGCAUUGACUGCUCUAAAGGAAUAUGCCAUGGAGAAAAGGGAUGCAGAAGUUGUUUCAACAGCUGGAAGCAUCUGCAAGGAGAUGCAGAGGUGGCCUUUUGUGGAAAGAUUUUCACACAUGGAAACCUUCUAUGAGCUGUAUGGAUUUCUCUACUCCACUGACGUCAUGAGAAGCACUGAGAAGGAAGGGAAGCUGGAUGAAUGCUGCCACAGAGUGGAGCAGAGAUUUGAUGAUGUUGAUGCAGAGGACCUGAAACUUGAGCACCACAACAUAGAGGACAGCAGCUGCUGCUGCCCAAAUUUGAGCUGUGUAAAGAGGGCCCCAUGCCUGCCUUUGCCUUGGGCCCCAAAUUUCCUAAAUCUGCCACUGGGUGGAGAGAACCCCCUUCUAGCCCAUUUUUGGGGGCGCUGAAGCACCCCUAAAUUGAAUCCAAGCACCCCCAAAAUUUGAGAGAUUUUUUUUUUUCUUUCUGUAUGUCCCUUUUUAACAAGCUAGAAAAGUGUCAAAACCAUACAGUACUUGGUACAGAGGGGCUGCAGCUGCGGAUGUUGCUGAAGCAAAAAUCCGGGAGUGGGAGGAGUUAGGGGAGGCUAUGAAGAAGGACUUUCGGUGGCGCUCAAGGAAGUUCUGGCAGACGAUUAGAUGCCUCAGGAAGGGAAAGCAGGGCUUAUCUCAGGCUGUGCUCAGCAGAGAAGGAGAACUGCUGACCCGAACUGGGGACAUCGUCAGGCAGUGGAAGGAACACUUUUAGGACCUCCUGAACCCGGCCGUCAUGUCCACCAUGGAGGAGGCAGAGCCUGAAGUCUCUGGGAAACUUUCGCCCAUAUCCCUGGCAGAGGUUGCUGAGGUAGUUAAAAAGCUCCCCAGCAGCAAGGCACUGGGAGUGGAUGAGAUUCACCCUGAGAUGCUGAAGGAUCUGGACACUGCAUGAACAGGGGCCUCAGCCAGACGUUCCCAGUUCACCCUCACUACAUGUUUGGGUUUACCAGGUCUGUCCGGCAGCCUCCCCUGCCAUCUGAUCCAACUCACCACCAGGUUUUGAUAGCUGACAGCUUUGCUCCUCACUUCACCCGAGUGUCCAAUGCACCUCUCACCCUGGGCAACACCAGAAAAAGCUAGAGUCCAGCCCCGCUCCAGGAGUAUGGUUCCAGAGCCAGUGUUGUGCGUGGAAGUGAACCCAACUUUAUCUAGUUGGUACUGCUCUGCCUCCAGCACCAGCUCCAGCUAAUUCCCCACCAGAGAGGUGACAUUCCACGUCCCCAAAGCUGGUCCUCUAUGCUGGAGAUCAGCACGCCCAGAGCCCUGCCCCUGCCUGCCGCCCCGCACACAAUGCAUCCAACCCCGAUGCCAAUCACAGCAGGUGGUGGGCCCACAAGGUGGUGGUUACCUCUUAACCGUUUUGUUUUCUGGGAAUAACUGACACAAUCAGAAACCAGAAACAAGUCGUAUUUUCGGUUUUGGCCAAAAAACAAAGAAACGGUUUGUGAGGUUUCUACCGUUCCUACCGAUCCUAUUGUCACUUACAUUUGGGCUGUGCCCUUCAAAAUAAGGUUACCUCUUGGCCUUUACUCCAGUGGGAUGUCUCUGCAGACCCGGAGGCUGCAGAUUCAACCCACACAGACAGGCAAUGAAGUAAUGCAACAGCGUUUUAUUGUAUUGCCUGUUAAUAUGCAGCUGAUAGACCAUGAAAAUUAAAGCUCUAUAGUAAGUUUUGUUCAGGGUGUACCGUGAACAGUGAAGUCUGCUCUCAGUAAAACUAUCAACAUGACAGCAAGCACACCAAAAGUAGUUAUUAAAAAUGACUAGCAGGUGUCGCACUGCAUCAAAGUUGUCAUCAAAAAUACAAACGUAAUAUAAUAUGAAUGAAUAGGCCUAUGUUGACAGCCAGGUGGGAAAAAACAGAUGUACAUCUAUGGAAAGGCAUUUACUAUAGGCUACUAUCAAUUAGAGUUAAGCUGUCACUGGACUUUCCCCUCAGUUGUGGUCACAUGGAGACACUUGAUGAUAAUUGUGUAGACAGUUAAGAGAUUCACACUACCUGCUAUGGUGGAAUAAAAAGAGCCAUCUAGUUUUCAGGUCUACUCUAGCAGACUGACGAGAUCAGCGGGGUAGCUAUUGCAGACAAACUCUGAGUAGCCUAUGUUAACCCUAAAUGAAACUCUGGAUUUUCAGCUCCAGAAAGAGAGGUAACUGAAGCCCGGUGUCAGUUACUAUGACAACUGAGUCUGUGAACCUAACCUGGUCGGGAGCAGAUUUUCUUCAACAAACCCUGAGGUUUUCUCUGUCUCCUCCCUCUCACUGUUUCAUUUCCUCAUUUAUUCAGUCCGUAUCGAAGUGCAUUAAUUAGCGGAGCUUUUACUGUCUGCCACAAUCUAAACCCACGCUGGAUAUUAGUUUGUUACUCUGGACUAUCUAAAGUUAGGCUACUGAUUUUAUGUGCAUCAUUUCUUUGAACAUCGUAUUUUGUCUUCACUUUUAAAUAUUACACAGAAGUAAUUCACUCUCAGCUCAGAAUAAAAAAUCUGUCAUUUUUAUUGCAAGUUGUUUUUUUUUUUUUAUAAGUCUGUGCACAUGGAUCAGACAGCUGUCAGUCUGUCAGAGCAGCGCCUGCCCUGAAAUGUUUAUUGCAACAAAUGUGUAAUCUCAGUUAAAAUGAUAAAAAUCUGUGUGAAGCUUUAGAUAAGUAGGAUUAAUGAAUGAUGAUAUCGAUGUGAUUGGUCACACUGAUGGAACAUAAUUCAUAUAGGCUAGUCUAAUAUUGGAGAUUAUUAAUAUUUGUGAGUGAGCAGGAUUGUGGUGCAGCUGCAGAAUGUAGCUUGAAAGUGAGUUUCUUAAAUAGUCUGUACGUGUUUUAACAGCAUUGGACAGUUUAUCAGAUUCCAAGAAACACUGUGUUGUAUAUAACAUGCAGUGUUUUGUACAUGUAGCUUUGUGCUGUACUGUAUACAGCAUGUAUCAUAGGCUACAUACUAUCCCCUAUUCAUUUGUACAUACUUUCCCUUUUAUUAAUACUUUUCUCACAUCAUGUGUAUAUUUUUACUCAAAUUGUUUUGAUUUUAUUCUUCUCUUAUUAGGGUCCGGGCAGCUAAGCUGGCUGGACACUAUUGUAAUCCUAGUUCUUCUUCUUCUUCUUCUUCUUCUUCUUCUUCUUCUUCUUCUUCUUCUUCUUCUUCUUCUUCUUCUGAAAUCAUACUUCCCAUGGGUGAAAACUCACCAAACUUUGCACAAAAGUCCAGUCUCACGUCAGAUAUCCUCAGCUGUAAACUCAAGCCAAUAGUCCUGAUGGUGGCGCUACAGCAAGCGUCUAAAUUUCGAAACUUUGAAAAUUCAUAACAAAUCAACCAUAUGUGCUACAACUUCACAACUUUCAUCAAACUGUAGCCGCAAUAGUGAAGAUACUUUUGUACACUUAAACCUAUUAAAAAUUAUGAAGUUCACCACUCUGUUUUUUUCAAAAACUGUAAAAGUUCUUAAACCUAUCUCCUCCCACAAUUUUUGCUCAAUUGACACCAAACUUGCUACAGAGCAUCUUCAGACUGUCCUACAAAAACUAUGUUUCUCAGAUUUUUGAUUUAUCAAAAAUUGAGCCUACAGUGUAUCAAAAUGUUUGACUGUAAAUGGUACUGUAAAAAUAUACAUGAAAAUUCUUGCUAAAUAAAUCUUCAAUGUUCAAGAAAAACAAAUCACAAAAUUCUAGAGGCAUGGUAGAUGAUGUGUGCCAAAUUUCAGAAUUUUAUCUCAAAAACUGAAUUUUUGACAGCAUUUUGAAUUUUUCUCUAAUGUGAACAAUUGGAGUCAAUGUAAAAAUGGCAAUUUUAAACAUCAGUUUUUCACUUAUGGAGCAAAUCAAUCAUUGUUACAAACAAAUUACCAACAUCUCCAUGCUGUCUAGAUGCAAUAUGUGUAUUUUCAGAUUUUUGUCUUAAUAACUGAAUUUUUUGCAGUCGUUUCAAAUCUGCCUUUCCAUGCACGGAUGGCUGCUUACAGUGAAUGGCUUACUCAAUUUGUGAAGCCACUGUUGAGCUGCUACUUGCCAAUUAGCUCAGAGCAGUAGAUGACCGCCUUAGGUUCCAGAGGUUGCGGAUUCGAGCUUUAACUGGUGCAGAAUCUACACUGUAAUGUAAACAUCUUCUUGUGCUCCAGCUUAUUGCUUAAAAUUGCCUGAGCGUGACUCAUCACUGUGUAGCAUCUUCAAGUCUUUUUUCUGCUAGAAAAUCUGCCUUCUCAUACUUGAAAAUAAACCAAACUUUGCACAAAGAUCCAGUGUCAAUACUUAAGUAUGAAACCAUCUGAAGCUUCUCACUUUGCACAUAGCUCAACUAGUUAAACAUCAGUUUUUCACUUGUGAAGCAAAUCAAUCAUUGUUAAAAUAAAUUCCAUGCAUGGACGGCUGCUAAACCUGCAUGGCUGGCUUAGUCAAUUUGUGAAGCUACACGUGAACUGUCACUGACUAAUUAGCUCAGUGAGAUAGAAAUUGAUUCAUAGUCUCAGUGGUUGUGAGUUCAAGCCUCAGCUGAUGCAAAAGGCAGAUUGUGUUGCAAAAUUCCUAAAUGUCUUCCAAUUCUUCUGCUUGUUGCUCAGAAUUGCCUAAAAAUGCCCGGACCUGACCCACCCGAUUAUCUGUAUCUUUGCCUGUGUUCAAAUACAUGUUCAAAUGUACAACUGACACAAAUAUGUAAACUAAACUUUUUAAUGCAAAACAUCCAGAAGUGAAACAAAACAGUUUCACAAUUAUGCAGGGGCUGCAUCCAUACAGCAACACUGAAUAUUGGCCAUUGAAGCCAUAGAAAUAGGCUACUUAUUAUUACAUAGCCUACGAAUAUGACAACUUUAUGAAUGACAACAACAACACAGCUUGCCACAUUAAAACAUCAUAAAAACAUAAAAGUGCAUGAAAGUGUUACAUCUGCUACCAUAACCUUUGAACUAGGUUAGAGGAAAAUCCAGGCCUGACCCUGUUUAGCUUAAAACAUAAAAACAGUAAAGAAACUCCAGUCUUCUUCUAUUCUCGGCUGCCUGCUCCGCUCCGCUCCUCUGCUGACGUCCGAUCCUGGAUUUCCCCCACCCUGCCCCGACCAAGCGUCGUCCUCUCUCCGGUCCUCCUUAUAACUUGUACCCGCUACUUAUCAUCUCACUGCCCAUGUGGUCCAACAAUAGCAUCACCGCCUUUCAAACAAAGGAACCGGGGUUGAAUCCAACGUCAGCCGUUGAAGUAUUUCUCACUUGAUUGUGAAUAAACCAUUUGAACUGAGCUCUGCUGUUGUCUUAAUUUCUGAGCCAACCUGUCAUUCUUAAUUUAACAGACACACAUCAGGUAGGAUAUGGGUGAAUAGCAGCUACAGACAAAAUUGUGCUAAGUGGUAAUAUUAAGAUGUCCUUUAUUGAACCCAGGCAUUGACACACAGUGCAAAUACAAAAAUAAG
Molecule: messenger RNA, 6950 nt
Organism: Epinephelus fuscoguttatus (brown-marbled grouper)
Lineage: Eukaryota; Metazoa; Chordata; Actinopteri; Perciformes; Serranidae
Exons: 11
Coding region: 220-1938 (572 amino acids)
Biological process (GO): proteolysis
Molecular function (GO): cysteine-type peptidase activity
Source: RefSeq, a predicted model, not a curated record